CGAACGAUGGUUUGAAUGCAGGCUUCUUUCAAUGGAGGAGGAGGACACAUUUGUAGACGGCAUUUGGAGGAGCCUUCGCGCGGCGCGAUGACGUCAUACAGCCCACAAAUGCGGACUAGUAAAGGAUUUAGACACAACCUAAGAGCGGUUGCGUCCGCGACAGACAAGUUACUACAAGUGCCAUAGCCGGAAGCGGAAGUAGGAGCUACAGGCACUGCAAGUCACAUUUUUCCCCAUUUCGGCGGGUGAUUUGUGUGACUUCAAAGACCGUGAGCUACUUUUAUAAGUUGUACCUUUACCAACACUUGCUGAUAAAGUCUUCAACUGUUUAGACUUCGCAGCAUAAAAAGUUUUAACUGCUUACAUUUAGCUUAGUCUAUGCUAACGUGCUGCUAGCUUAUUCGAGUGUAUUGAGAUAUUCGCUAGUAUGUCGCUAAGUCUGAGCGAGGUACGUGGCAACUUGACCAGCCUCAGGUCCUGUCAGAUCGACCUCUUGACGGGGAUGGACAUUGUCACCGCAGUGGCCAUGGACUUGGCGGAGGACCAGGACGGAGAGGGGAACCCUGGCAUUGACGAGAUGGAGGCCCUGAUGUUGGAAUGUGCCAAGCUGGAUCGAGAAAUUGACUGCUUUGUUGACAUUGUGCAACAAGCCACAUCAGACAUUUCUGCACUGCAACCAGAGGCCUUGUUCAGUCUUUCCUCCAAAGUGAAGGAAAGAGUCACUAUGAGAAUAGCCAGACUGUCGGAUGCAGAUGUGCAGAAUCACCAGAAAGUAGUGACUUUUAAGGACAGCAUCAAGAGCUUCUUCAACCAAGCCACUCAAGAACCAGAAAACGUGGAGGAUCUUGAUGAGGACGUUGCUGUGACACAGACCCAAAUAAACUUCACCUGCCCUCUCACCCAGGAGGACAUGGUCAACCCAAUGAAGAAUAAGAAGUGUAACCACCAUUAUGAUGAAGGUGCCAUCAGGGGCCUCAUUGAAACAAGACACAAUCAGAAGAAGAAAUGCAUCUGCCCUGUGGUGGGUUGUGAUAACACAGAUGUACGAUUGUCAGACCUGGUACCUGACCACACUCUGAAGAGACAGAUCCAGAACCACAAGAAGCAGAGUGACCGCACAUAAACUCAGCACUUUUAUCAGAAACCUUAAUCGUAAAGCAGAAAGCCUGGUGUCGUUGUCGUUGUUGUUAUUAUUAUUGUUAUGCUUUGACAAAGAGGGAUGCUGUUGCUAUGGUUUUCAUUAUUUUCACCAGAAAUGCACCUAGGUUGUUAAGUGACAUUUGAUUGUUUUGGGUAUAUUGUUUUUUUCCUAAUGUUUCUUUUGUAAGAAAAUUUUGUAUAUUUCAGACCAUUUGGUGUUCUUCAGUGUUGCUGAGUUAUAAUAAAAGCUGUGACUAUUUA
This is a messenger RNA of Dunckerocampus dactyliophorus (ringed pipefish), 1401 nucleotides long. It is a transcript of the gene nsmce2, whose product is annotated as NSE2 (MMS21) homolog, SMC5-SMC6 complex SUMO ligase. The coding region runs from base 428 to 1123 and encodes 231 amino acids. Gene Ontology annotation, molecular function: SUMO ligase activity; zinc ion binding. Gene Ontology annotation, cellular component: Smc5-Smc6 complex; nucleus. Gene Ontology annotation, biological process: protein sumoylation; double-strand break repair via homologous recombination. NCBI's taxonomy places the organism in Eukaryota, Metazoa, Chordata, Actinopteri, Syngnathiformes, Syngnathidae. The record is from RefSeq and is a predicted model, not a curated record. The transcript is spliced from 6 exons.